CAACAAGAAAAGACUGAGACAGAGGUCGUUUAUUGCCAUUGAGAAGAAAACGAUAUUCUCAUCGAAGAUGAGAAAUCAGGUGACGCUAGCAUGAUCAACAUCGGUAGAAUUAGUAUCCUGAUACUCUUCCUAAUCCUCGUCAAUGUCGAGGCAAUCACAGUCGUGAACCAUCAUUUCGACGAUGAAUAUAUCCUUGAACACCAAGUCCUUCGUAAGGAUGCGCUCGCUGAAGCGAAGAAACUGGAGAUAUAUCCUGGACCCAUUCCGGGGUGCAAGCCUUGCACCUACUUCGAGAUGACUUACUGCAAGAAUGGCAGCAUUAUCAACGAUCAUUGUUGUUGCGAUGGCAACGUCAACGAAGUGUUUCUCUUCGUCGAGCACACUUGUCGAAUGGGACCAGAGGAAUGCGAAGUGCACGCUGAAGACUGUGCGGAAUAUACAAGACUGCGGGAAUGCUGUUGUCAUUCUUACUUGGUCUCCACUUGGAAACACCUGGCAAGUGGCGCCGAAUCGCUGGUCAGUAGGAAUAUCAUCUUUGUGAUGAUUCUUGUGAUGAUUCUCAGGUUACAUCUGUUGUUGGCCUAAACGCACAGCACCAAAAAUGUUGUAUAUUAUUAAUUUUAAUAAAUUGUUUUUAUUAUUAAGAUCU
Molecule: messenger RNA, 649 nt
Organism: Cyphomyrmex costatus
Lineage: Eukaryota; Metazoa; Arthropoda; Insecta; Hymenoptera; Formicidae
Exons: 4
Coding region: 91-585 (164 amino acids)
Source: RefSeq, a predicted model, not a curated record